UCGGGUUCUCGUUAACCCAGUGCAUUCACAGCCCAGACCGCCCCUGGGUUGGCUUUCCCAAUUUAGGGGGUGCUGUGGUAACUUGUCUAGGCAAUAUCUGAUCCAGUUAGCUCAUCAGUUCCCGCAAUCCAGAAGCGCAUCCACGAGUCAACAACACCAAUAGAAGAGCCUAACGGAUCAGAGCAAGCAACACAGCCCUGACUUGCCCUGCCCUGACCUGCGAUGGCUGGUCGUGUGACUUCCGCGGUGUGGCAAAUAUGUCUGGAAUGAUCGGUGAUCGAACGGGAGACUUGUCGUAUGCUGGCGAGGACUAGAUUUGCUCGAGCCUGGCCGUGCCCGCCGUCGAAGCUGUUGCGAUAAGCCUUUGGCGAAGUGAUCUCUAGGCACAGUUAGUGUCGACAUUCUGACGUCUGCGCGGUGUAAUGUGCGGCCUAGGUACGAAAGUUGAGCAUUUGAGUUUCUCCAGUGAUCGGUUUUCAGAGACAGGAGUCGUCGCAAUUGUCCGAAAAUGUCCGAAAUGUCGUUGCAUCAGGAAGCGGAAGUAAUCUCAGGGGGAUGGAUUCGAAAAUCGAAAAUCGAACGACGAAGAUCUUCUACCGGCGGCAGACGAGAAAGAAGUCGAAUGUCGAAAAGAAGAACCCGUUCCUCGGUCCCAUUAAACAACGGAGGAGUUUUAUGCAUCCCGGCUUGUGAAGUGGUUGGAUACGUAUACUGUGCGAGAGUCAGAGAUUCAAGAACCAACUCACACGAUCGGCCAGUCAGUCUGACUUGGCACU
Messenger RNA from Mycena citricolor, 776 nucleotides. Lineage: Eukaryota; Fungi; Basidiomycota; Agaricomycetes; Agaricales; Mycenaceae. The record is from the annotation of a GenBank genome assembly.